AUGAGGAGAAACGCUGGUGUGAAGGAAAAGUUCAGGUCUAUCACCGGAGCUGAUCCAGUGAGUGAAAGGUUUGGACGGGUGAGUGUGGUUAUGAGUAGAGUUCGAGACCUGAUCUUCGGGUGGCGAUCGGGUCUACCGUCGAUGUGGUUAUCGGGUGAAGAGUCGUUGUCCCGACCGUCCAGUAGUAGUGCUAACACUCACCACAACCUCCAGACUCUACCGACCCUUCAGUCCGCACAGACGCUGACCGGCUCUCAAUCCCAUUACGGCAUCGCCAACAACAACAACACCGCCAUCGCCUCCAACGCAUCCAACCCUCACAUCACUUCAUUCGCCAAUCCAUUGCUGGCCAUCGAAGCCGACACUCGACACGGCUCGGAGAGUUUGCCACGAAAUUUACAGUCCCUUAAAAAGCCUAAUCUCUUCACCAAAAGUACUCAAAAGCAGGGAAUAUAUCAGAGAUCGCUGUCUCUGUUCGCCAAUGGUGUCAGUCCUUUGCUCCGGAAGAAGAAAUCCAAAGCCAAUACCAAUAACUCAUCUGCUGUUAACCCAAAUGUGUCCGAUUCUGAUGGACUCAUAGCGGCGAUCGGCUCCUCAAGUCUCGCCCGAAGACGUCGUAAAUCAGAGCCCAUUAUGUUUAGCUAUGACUCCAUAACUAAUGAGAUAUCAAGACUACAGCAAAGACAGGAACAAAUACUCGAGAAUCUCAACCUUGACUUCGAAACAAUGCUUAUGAAUGACACCAACACUGGACUUAUCAGCGGUUCCUCCAACAGCAACAAUGGUUCCUCACUUAACAACAUAUCUCCCAAUUCUAACAGCAAUAAUACGGGAGAUUACGGCCGAACCGUGCAAUCGAUGCCAUUUAAGGAACCCUUUUAUAUGCUGUACGAGGAGUCGCACCGACAGAAUCGCGCCGAAGACAACAUCUACGAAGAGAUCGAUUUCCUAACCCUGUCGUCACUUCGCGCCCAAUACGCCGAUACACUCAGUCUUCAAAGUUAUAAGAAAAAGGACAGCAAAAGAUCGUUGGGUUCUUCGAGUUUCACGCGUUGGUUCUCAACCAGAAAGAAGUCUUCGCCGACUUCUCUCAACAGUGAGGACGAGAAUCCAUACAUUGAUAUAAAGCUGUCCAAAAAGCAAAGGCCUCCCAUAUGUCUGCCGGAAAUGCCUCCGCAGGGCUUGACUCAGGAACAGCUGAAGAGAAGAUAUAUAAUUGGGUCGAUAGUAGACUCGGAAAACUCUUACAUUAAUUCUUUGCAACGAAUUAUUUCCGAAUACAAGAAGCCUUUGGAAGAAUCAAAUCCAAGUAUUUUGAGUCAGAAUAAAAUCAAUGUAAUCUUCUAUCGAUUGGAACAAAUACUUCAAUGCCAUACCAUCUUUGGUAUAGCUUUGAGUCAAUGCGUUAGAGAAUGGGAUGAGAAGGAGAGGAUCGGCGAUGUAUUCAUCGCCUCCUUCUCUAAAUCGAUGGUUUUAGACAUAUAUUCGGAUUUCAUAAACAACUUCACGAAUGGUAUGGAAACGGCGAGAAAGGCGUCCAAAUCCAAGUCGUCGUUCGCGCAGUUCUUGCGCGACAAAUCGCUCUCUAGUCCCGAUCGGCUCAGCUUUUUUGGCCUUAUGGUUAAACCCGUGCAACGUUUCCCUCAAUUCAUACUCCUAUUGAGUGAUCUUCUGAAACACACUCCGGCCGAACACGAGGACAGAAUGUCACUACAGUUAGCGCUCACACAACUCGAAUCACUGGCCGAUCGACUCAAUGAACGCAAACGCGACGCCGAACGACACUUCGCUGUCAAACAACUACUUAAAGACUAUUUAAGUAACUCUACGACAAACUCUUCGCACCGAUUCCUCCUCCGACAGGACGACGUCUAUCAACUGGAUUUGGACGCCAGCACUGGACUCGUGAUGAAGACAAAGUGCCGUAAACUAUACUUAUUGAACGAUAUGUUGGUGUGUGUGAGCGUUCCGGCCAAUCGACUCAAGUUUGCCGUCUCUUUACAAGACGUGGACGCCAUCGAUGACGUGACCCCAGCAACCAAUAACCUCAUCGCCAAUUCACUCUUGAGAACCAAAGAAGCCACUUCUGCUUCCUCUCCCAAACACUGUACAGUCGAGCGAAUGUAUUGUGAUUUGAAUAAUUUGAUCCAUGAUUUGGAACUCUUGAGCCGUAUAUCCAAUUUGGUAUCCACUUUAAGAUAUCAAUACAAUGGACUAUCCGUUGAAUUAACCGAACAAAUAAGUGCUGAGAUUAGAGAAGAGAUUCGUCGAAAGGACGCACAAAUCACUCUCAUUGACAAGAGUUGUCUUCAGUUGAGGAUCCGCUCCAAGAAUUAUAAGGACAUAAUUUGCAUUCAGAUGACUGACCCGGAAGUGAAGCGCGAUUGGCUGAUAGACGUGCGUUUGGCGAAGUUGGCACUCGAUCGCGCCAAUAACCCCGCCUGGGAUAUAGUCACCGAAAACAUCUCUUCGUCGUCCAAUAACCUGAACGCUAUGGUUCCCCAACGCGUCCCACUCUUUGUCAAAUCGCUUCCAAUCUUUGCCACCAGUGAUGGCUCACAACUCAUAUGCGCUCUUCAUUACAAACUGUACCGAAGCGGUGAUGGACUCACUCUUGAAUCCGAUUCGGGUGUGCUUUGGAUUUGUAAUGUCAACGAAAGCGGUUCCCAAUUGGGCGCUCUGUCCACAAACGGCACUGAUAUAAGUCUGAUUCACUCAUACGAAUUGUGCGACUCUCACGUCACAUGCAUUGAAUCCGUGGGUUCUUAUUCAGUAUGGAUUGGUUUACGUCAGGGAAGGAUUAUAGUGAUUGACGCGAGUUCUCCCGCCGAAUGGCAACAGUUUGCGGCGCUCGACGUCGCGAGUGAAGUGACAUGUAUUAAACACUUCGGACAAUACGUUUACGUCGGACUCAUCACUGGAGUGGUGGCACUCUUUAACGCUACUCAUUAUGAAGAGCCCAUUAUUAUAACACUCACUCAGUGUCCCAUCACUUGUCUGUUGCCAAUCAAUGAGGAAGUGUUCGCGUGUUCUGACGACAAGAUUUGGAUCAUAAGUGGCGUCGAAGUGGAGCGCAGCUAUUCCUUGAGGUCCACCGACGAAGACUCAGAUAUUUGUCAAAGUAUUGAAGACAACGUUAAGCCAAAUCUUUUAGCGCAUUGUGGUAUUGGUUUGUGGGUGAGUCUCGUGGACUCGUCGAUCAUCAAACUGUUCCACACCGAGACCUUUAAGCACUUGCAAGACCUCAACGUUGCCUCUAAUGUCAAACGAAUACUAAACGAAGGCUCAGACGUGAAGAUUACGGUGACAUCAAUGUUGGCCACCAGAGGACUGCUAUGGGUUGGAACCAAUGUGGGAGUGAUAGUGACGUUGACUUUGCCUCGACUGCAAGGCGUGCCACUCAUAUCCGGAUGUCUGAAUGUGGCGCUUCACCGACACAUCGGUCCCGUCAAUAUACUCUUGAGUCUCAAUGCGGGCAUAGAGUCUCCCAAUUCGCCACAAAGUGUGCGAAACGCCGCCAAUAAGUCUGAUAGGGAUGUGAUGGACGCCAAGAACGAAGACGUGGAGUCUAUAUAUGGACUCUACUCUGAUUUGCUGAAUGUCGGCGAUUACGUGGGAGUGAGACGUCCAUCGCAUACCAUCACUACAACCAAAAUGGCGUGGGAUUUGUCUAAUAUGAAUAUAUCGGAUGACUCGACGUCGGAGAGCGCUUCCAGUAGUGCUAUAUAUCACGACGGAUCGCAUCAAAGGCCUCUUCAAACUCAACAAAACGCAAACUUAGUGUCUAUGACUCCGGACGACAUCAACGCUGGAGUGAAAGGCGCGCGAAAUCACAUCUACGAAAGUGGCAGUAAUUUAAGCUCAAGAACUGCAUCGACGGCCCGAUUAACUAAUAAUAUAUACGAAUGCAAUAAAUCUCAGCCAAAUGUGAGUCACGUGAGAAGACAGGAUCAGAUGAUACCCAUCUAUGACACGGCGCCCAACACUACCUGCAAUGUUAACAACAAAACAGCACUUCUACUGACCGGAGGCAACGGCUAUAAGAGGGGAACACUCAGUGAUACCCCGUAUUCUUCACUUCACGCCCAUUGCAUUGUCUGGGAAUACAAACUCUAGAGUCUAGACAACAAAGUGUGUCAACAUUUGUGGCAAUCAUUCAAUUUCAUUGACAUUUGUUUGACAUAUCAAUCAAACUAUGCAUUCAUUCUCUUUAUAUACGAAUAUUAUUUUAUAUUAAUUUUGUUUUAAUUGUAAUUAUAAUGUAAUUCAAUUCGUUUUGUGGAAAAACUCUAAUGUUUUAUAAUUUGAUUAUUUCGGAGAUUUUAUAUUGAAUUUUACAUAUAUUUGACAUCAAUUCUAAUUAUUUUCUAAUUAAUUGCAAAGCAAUAGACUGUAUAUAAGAAAUAGCUUUUAAUUUAAUAACUAUUACUUAAAAACAUUACUUUUUCUAAAUUAUAUCCAAUAAAACAAUUUAAAAACUAAUUUAUUAACAA
Medioppia subpectinata is the source of this 4493-nucleotide messenger RNA. The record is from the annotation of a GenBank genome assembly. NCBI's taxonomy places the organism in Eukaryota, Metazoa, Arthropoda, Arachnida, Sarcoptiformes, Oppiidae.